Molecule: messenger RNA, 1737 nt
Organism: Diutina rugosa
Lineage: Eukaryota; Fungi; Ascomycota; Pichiomycetes; Serinales; Debaryomycetaceae
Exons: 1
Coding region: 1-1737 (578 amino acids)
Biological process (GO): attachment of spindle microtubules to kinetochore
Cellular component (GO): mitotic spindle; mitotic spindle pole body; DASH complex
Source: RefSeq, a predicted model, not a curated record
AUGCCAAAACGGUACAGUAUUGUUCCACCGCGGACGAGCGAUGACAGUGUGCUUCAUCUUGAUCAAGUGGAACAGCAGAUCAUCACGACAAUGAUGAAAAUCGACGCCAACAUCCUGAGGGCCAAUAACAUCAUUAACGACGAGAUUAUCCCGAUAAUACGUGAAUACGGACAAACCACGGAAGCUAUAGGCGAUAGCGUUGAGUUUUGGAAGCGGUUGUUUGAGUCUCUGGCCAAUGUCAUCAUCGACACUAAAGAUGACGUUACCACCGCUACCGCCAACCCCACGGCUCCUCCCAGACCUAAUUUACGCCCCCCCGCUUUGGUAACGCCGCUGGAUGACCCUAGUAUCUCGUUUAACUCAAUUGAAGGCCAUACGGGGGCAGCGCCCAUCUACCGCAAGCGCACACCGCUGCCGACGAAACCAGCCCCUCCUACGGCUUUAAAGGCUAAAAACAACCAAGAUACCGAUACCUUAGAGUCUCAGCCAAAGCUCGACCCCGUCAGUGAGCGUUAUUUGGACCAACACCAGCCGCAACUGACGAAAAAGGUUCAAUCUACCACCACCAAAAAGCUGACAAUCGACCUAUACUCUUCGCCUAACCGUGUGGCAGGUCGUGCUGUGCCUCCGUCGCUGCCUACUAGAGCCACUCCUCGACGGCCUCAGCCUAAACCGCCCGCUUCCCAAGUAGGCAAUCUCCAGCCAGUACUGCUAGCACCGACAGCUCCCGAAGCCUACGAGCUGGGGUUCCGAGCAGGCUACCGUGCCGGCUUAUCUCCGUUAAGAUCGCCUCAGUUUGACGUGUCGCUGACGAUAUCACCGCCCAGACCCCGUUUAAGCGAGUAUACUCAGUCGAUGAUGGACCGGCGCCCCCCGCCUCGAGACGACUCGCUGUCGCUUCUAGCGCCGCCCCAGCUUGAAACCGAGAUUGUCCCCCCAGAACAGAACGACUCGUUGCACUUACCGUCGCUGGCCGGCCUCCCUCCAACCUCCCCAGCCCAACAACAACAGCCACAACCACAGCCACUGCAAUCACUGCAAUCACUGAGGAAACCAUCGCUUAUGCCUCUGAUACGUCUCCGAACGCAACCAUCAGCUUCCCGUCUCAGUGGCACUCACCACGAGGCAAAUAUUAAUGAUAACGAUGAUGACGAUGAAGUACUCCCAUUUGUUAGAGGUACGCCUGAACGGCGUCGCUAUACGCCUCCACGCUCUAAGACGAUGGUAUUCACCUCCUCCCAGCCUCCAAUUAACCCUGCGGUGACGCCUCGAGCCACGAGAACGUCGCCGUUACGCCUGGUGACUACCGUACGCCGCCAGGGCUACUACCGGUCCACCGCCCGCAAACUGCCCCUACCACCAAGACCAUUACUGCUGCUGCCACGGAGACCCUCUCCCCAAAGAGUUAAGCUCACUCUGGUGCGGUCAGGACGGCUCUCGCCUCAGAAAUCGGUGCGGUACUCUAUUGGCUCUCCUAAUCGAAAUAUCCGCUUUUUCGAUAACCCAAGCUCUCCUCAUGUGGCUAAAGGAGCAGCUCAACAACCCCUGUUGGCGCUGGCGCCAGCAAAUGCUCAUAUACUGACUACUCAGCCUCCUCUUACCAAUCAGCCUCCUCCAGCCAAUCAGCCGCCACCAAUGGCUAGUCAACCACAAGCGGAGGCGGAGGAGGACGAGGAUCUAAAGAAACGCCUUGGACCGGAGUUAUACGCUCGGUUUAUGGCCAUUCGCAGAGGUUAG